AUGUCUGAAGAAGAAGAUGAAGGAUGGAUGAAAGCUUUAGAAAAAGCUCUUUGUGAGAAAGACGAGUCUCCACUUAGUGAAGAAUCGGGAAAUUUUACCGUGAUUGCCAAUGAAUGUAGGGGUCAGAUGUGGCGUCAGUUACUGACUCGUGACGAUGAUACUAUUCAAACUUUGUUAGAUGAGAGACCAAUUAUAAAGAACAUAGAGCAGUUGGAGCUUGACUGUCAAAUGUUAAUUGCUUCUUUAGAAAUUGAAGAUGAAGAUGAAAAAUUAAACUGUUUGUCAGACACUGAAGCAAUACUGGUGACAAUGUGUAAAAUAUAUAAUAUAGAUACGUAUGAUAUAAGUAAGAGAUGGUCAUCAAUAAUUCGGCCAAUUAUUUCAUUAAAACUACCCCGAAUUGAUACAUAUACUAUGUUCCGUGCGGUUGAUGAAGAGUACUUAGCUAAACAUCAAGACUGUUAUCAUUUAUUACGGAUAUUGUUAUUAUAUCAUGAUCCAGAGUUGUGUAAUUUACUAGAUUCUCUGAAAUUGGGACCAGAACUUUAUAGUGACUCAUGGAUACAAACUUUAUUUUCGGAAACAUGUUCUUUAGAAGUAAUUUUAACUAUUUGGGAUUUAUACUUAGCCAAAAAAGACAAGUUUUUUAUAUUUUUCUUAGCUUUAGUAUUCAUCAUCAAUGCAAGGGAUCAUAUAUUUUCAUUAAAACAUCAACCCAAAACACAAUUGAUUGAAAUUCUUGGGAGUUUGCCAUCACAAUUGGCCAUAGAUGAUAUAAAUGAUUUUUGGUCUUUGGCAGAAUAUUAUGAUAAACAAACACCUUCAACUUUUAUAAAAGAUGUUGCUGGAUACAUUUUUGACCCAAAGCUGCAGAAUAAAGGAAUUUCACAAAUGUUAUGCCUUCCAAUCAGUGUAACCGAAUUAGUAUCUCAUACAAAUAGAACAGUGACAAACAGCUUGAAAUUUUUUGUUAUGGAUUGCCGACCUGCAGAACAGUACAAUGCUGGACACUUGCCUAUUGCCUUUCCAUUGGACAGUACUUUACUUUUGGAAGAUCCUGUUUCUUUUUGGACUGCGGUUGAAGGGUUAUUAUCAUGUCAAAAGCAGAGCUUUGUGGAGGGCCGUUCAGGGGGAGGAGAACAUUGGUGUUUCUCAGGUUGUGGUAGUGGUUUAGAUGCUAACCAAAACACCCACAUGGUUGUUUCUGCUUUUCUACAAAAACAUUCUCUCUAUGUUUCUAUGUUAAAUGGUGGCUAUCAAGCACUCCAUGAAUAUUUUGAAAAAAACAAUAUUGAUGGCCUGAGUGAUCAUGAUCGUAAUAGAUGUUCACAGUGUCUAUGUAGCCCUCAUAAAAAUAAGGAACGAUUGACUCAAACAAAUUCAACUAAUGAAUUGUUUUCUAAGCUCGGUGUGGCGAUGAGAUCAAAAUCGUUUGAAGUCAAAGGUAAAUUAAUGGAUUUUUUAUCAAGUAAUAACAAUAGUACAAAGAAUGAAAAAACAGACGGAGGUAGCAAAAGAUACAGAAAUAUGGCACCAGUUUUUGCAAUAGAUGAAGAUGAUAAUAAUCAAGAUUCAGAAGAUGAACUAUAUGAUGCAGCUCAUAAUAAUAGUUUGUCGAUGCUGUUAAGUAAAUCCAAUGUAAUUGCAUCCUUUGAUUGUCAACAUAUCAGAAAUGAUGGAACAGUAAUUCCAGGGAAAUUGAUGUUGACAAAAAAUAACCUUAUAACAGUCAAAUUAGACUCAAAAGAUCCUAAUAAAAUCAGUUCAUUGGUAAAUCAUUCACUGGGAACAAUUUUGAAUAUAAAAUGUCGCAAGAAACGACCGGAUUUGAUUAUUUUUGAAUACUCUGGAGCAGAAAAGGAUAUAGACAGAUUCUUAAUACCACAAUCACAAAAAGCUACUGAUAUUAUAAGUAAGCAAAUUAUGGAUUUCAUUGAGCGUGAUGAAAGCUGA
Messenger RNA from Macrosiphum euphorbiae (potato aphid), 1953 nucleotides. The record is from the annotation of a GenBank genome assembly. NCBI's taxonomy places the organism in Eukaryota, Metazoa, Arthropoda, Insecta, Hemiptera, Aphididae.